Messenger RNA from Rotaria sp. Silwood1, 1071 nucleotides. Lineage: Eukaryota; Metazoa; Rotifera; Eurotatoria; Philodinida; Philodinidae. The record is from the annotation of a GenBank genome assembly.
AUGAAUCCACCAACAACAAGCUUUCCAUCGUAUCUUCUUCCAUCUGUUUUUAAUCCACGUUAUCAUCAACAUUUAAAUCAUUUAAAUGAUAUGGCAUUUACACAUACAAAAAUGUUACAAGAACUUAUUGAAAAACGUUCAAUUGAUUCAUCAUCAACACCAUCAUCAUCGCCAUCAUCAUCAAUAUCACCAAUGGCAGCAACAUCAAAUGAUUCAAUUCAACAAAAAAAACGUUCGAAUUCAUAUCUUGAUAAUAAUAAUAAUGAAGAACAACAACAACAACAACAACGACAACAACAGGAACAGCAAAAAAUUUUAAUUAAACGAUCAAAAAUUAAUGAUGACAAUGAAGAUGAUGAUGAUGAUGAUGAUAAUCAUCUUAAUAAACGUUCAAGAAAACAAUUAAAACCACAACAACUUGUUACAGAAACUAAUCGAGCAGAUGAUGAUGAACAAUCAUCAUCUGAAGAAGAAAUCGGAGAAGUUCAUAGUCAAGAUGAAAAACAAAAUGUAUUUUCAAUUCCACAAUCACCAAUAUUACCUUUCUCACCGCAUAGUUUACCAUUUUUAAAUUAUAUUCAAGAUUUAGCACGAACAAAUAAUAUAACAUCUCCAAUAUCCAUGGCAAGAUUUCUUGAAAAUCUUCAAAAAGAAUUUUUUUCUCCUGUACAUAAUGCUGGUAUUGAAACAAAACGUAUAGCUCCAUCUUUACCACCAGUUUUUUCUCAAACAGUUCAUCAUCAUCAUCAUCCAUAUAUUUCUCAAAUUCUUUUUAAUAAUUCAUUUAUUAAUCAUUAUACACCUCCACCACUACCACCACCGCCAAUGAUUCCUUUUGGUAAUACACUAGCAGAUCGUACAUUUCCUUUUCGUUUAUCAACACCGAAAAAACGUCGUACGAAAGUAACUGAUACACGUUUGUCACCACGUAUAACAUCCAAAAUAAUUUCUCAUGAAGAUUUAAUUGAAGAUGAUAAAAGUUUAUCGAAUCAUUCGUUUGAAUCAACAACAUCAAAUCAUCAACAGUCAACAAUUGAAUACAAUGCUUUUCAAAUAAGUAUUCUUUUUUAA